Cataglyphis hispanica is the source of this 814-nucleotide messenger RNA. RefSeq names its product calmodulin-like protein 4. The record is from RefSeq and is a predicted model, not a curated record. The transcript has 5 exons. Gene Ontology annotation, cellular component: myosin II complex. Bases 147 to 596 code for a protein of 149 amino acids. Lineage: Eukaryota; Metazoa; Arthropoda; Insecta; Hymenoptera; Formicidae. Gene Ontology annotation, molecular function: calcium ion binding.
UGAUGUCGCUCUUUAACAAGCUACGAAGAUAAAACAGGUGAAACAAGGUUAUGUCUUUCUAUGCUGCGUUAAACAUCUGUUGUGUCAAAAUUGUGAAGAGACAAUCUGAAACUCGAGAAAAGAACGCGAGCUUCUGACAAUCAAUUAUGGCACGUUACUUUAGAGAAGAAGAUAUAGAUGAGUUUCGGGAAUGUUUCUAUUUGUUUGCUCGAAGCGGUCAGAUUCGUACACUUGAUGAACUUACCAUAAUUAUGAGAUCUUUAGGGCUAAGUCCAACUAUUGCGGAGUUAAACAAGUAUAUGAAAGAUAAAGGUGGAAAAAUGUCUUUUGCUGAUUUCUUGGAAGUCAUGCAUCUUCAGACUCGUGCAGAGGAUCUACCGAAAGAAGUGAUUAAAGCUUUUCAAGCUGCAGAUAUCUCUCACAGUGGCACCAUUCCGGCACGGCAAUUGGCACACAUGUUGCUUCACUGGGGAGAACAAUUAAGUAGCAAAGAAGUGGAACAAAUCUUCCGCGAGGCCAAUGUAUCUCUAAAUGGACACGUUAAAUAUGAAGACUUUGUGAAAAUAGCCUGUGCACCUGUACCUGAUUAUUACUAAAUAUUAUUAAAAAACUCACAUUGAUAUAUAUUCUAUUUAAUAUUUUUACUAGAUAUUUUUACUAAUAGAUGAAAAUGCAUGAAAGAGGAAAAUAUUUUAUAUAUAGAUACAAAAAAAAUUAAUUUAUUAUAUACUUUCAUAAAAAAUUGUAUAACUUAAAAAUGUGGUUAUGGGAUUUCCAUGGUUACUGAAUAUAAUAAAGUUUAUUUCAUUAUUUA